GCAUUAAAAAUCACGAGUGGUCGACAGAAGUCCAUAGAAGAAGAGGACACACUGAUCCACUCUUUCCGGAAAGUGGAGGAGAAAAAAAGAAAAAAAAGGUGAUGGCCGUGUCCGUCUCCAGAGAUCUGACAGUGCAGGUGCAGGAGGACGUGAACGCUGUCAAGCUCACUGACCGACAGCAGCUUCUGCACGCUGCCGUCCAGAGAGGAGAGCCCAAAUCUCUGGGGGUGAGUCAGGUGAUGCUGGGGCUGAUGGUCAUUUCCUACUCCCUCCCACUGCUUUUAACUAACGUCACUGACGUGGUCAGACUGGGAGUUCCCUGGUGGAGCGGCCUGAUGUUCAUCACAGCAGGAGUGGUCGCCAUUGUCUUGGACAAACACUGCAACCUAAAGAUUCUGCAGACGUGUUUGGCGGCCAGCGCGCUGUCCAUCGUGCUGUCUCUGGUCGCUGUCAUCAUCUACUCUGUGGACAUGCAGAAGAAUCCGGUGGUGCCGUGUCGCUUGAUCGAAGACCACUGUCAGGAUUUAUUCUAUGCUACGAAGCUGAGCAUUGGACUGAAGUCGUCCCUGCUCCUCUUCACUCUGGCUCAAAUGUCCAUCUCUGCCUGCCAGUGCUUCCUGCUCUUCAGACAGAGACACAACUUUGGACAGUAUUCUUCUCUCACUGAAGGUGCUCCAUCCACGCCUCAAGCUCUCAUCCCCCCCAACCUGCACUGAUCAAGCACUGGAGCGGCACAGGUGAUGGAUGGACCGCGUCUCGUCAGGGCGGUUGAUCGGGACGGGGGGCGAUCCAGCACGCUACCUGACAUUUGUUGUUUGUUUGUUUGUUUGUUUGUUUGUUUUAACCACUGUCUGUCUAGAUCUGAAUUUUAGAUGAUUAUAUAAAAUAACAACAAGUAUGACUCACUAACGAAUGAACUAACAGAGAGGAGGAAAUUCUUCUUGACUUGUGUGAAAAAUGAAUGCGGUGAUAUUAAUAGUGUCUAGUUAAAGGGAUAGUUCAGGUGUUUUCGUGUACAUGUUUGUUCUCCGUUAGAACACUUGAGGGAAAACCCCUUAACAAAAAGAAUCACCUUAUUAAAUCUUAAUUACUGACCGGUAAUUUAAUUUUCUAAACCACUCACUCUCCCGCACCAAAGUACAUCAGAGAAAAUCAGCAGUUUUUUGGCUCACAAGCACACGGGAGCUGCUGGUCUGCUGCUUCCUCGUGUGGAGAGUUUGUGUCACUGCGGUUUCAAACAAGCCAAAGUGACAAAACAACACAUUUGAACUUACUAACAGGGCAGCAGUGGAUCAAAUUUGCUGCUUCUUGGUAUCACAAGUGCAGACACACGUCAACGUAGCGCCUCGAUCAAAUCCCGUGGAAAACAAUUUGUAAACAGUAGAUUAGGGAAGAUUUAUGCACAUUAUUUAAUGCUGGUCUAUUCUGGAAUUAGAUUUGUGUCAAUAUUGUCAAACAACACUUUAUGAAUUGAGCAAACAGCGACUCCAAGCCUGUGAUGACUUCCGGGCCAAAAACUCCAAAACUCAGUAGCCAAUCAGCAGGCAAUUUUGUGAAAACAAAAUUCCUGAUCAUUUCAAACAAACUUUCAAAAAAAUAAAAUACAAUAUUUUGGAAUUAAAUCUAUAUUUUAUUUGCAGUUUUUGUAUUUUUGUAUUUCAUGUUUGUGUUUGCUCAAUUCCUAAAAUAUUGACACAUUGCCUAUUUGCACGGGAUUAGCAUUACAUGUGAAAUGUGCCUUUCCUCUGCUAGCAGCCAUGCCUCAUACAAAUAUACUAUGGAAAAAACGUGAACUAUCCCUUUAAUUCAGCUCAUAAACUCGCCUCUUGUUUUUCGUUUUUCUGUUCUUCUCUCUCACUGUUGGAGCAGAUUUGUGUGUUUGGUGUGUGGCACAAAGUAUGUGUACACAUACAUACAUAUAUAUAUAUACAAUAUCAUGUGCACUGCUUUGUUUUUUAAUUGUAUUUUUUCAAACUUUUUUUUGACUCUGUGUCAUGAAAACAUGUUUAUUAAUUUUGUCCUAACUCUUAUAUCAUUUUAUACUAAAUAAAAUCGUAUGCACAUUUA
Messenger RNA from Solea solea (common sole), 2067 nucleotides. RefSeq names its product transmembrane protein 176 (gene tmem176). The transcript has 7 exons. NCBI's taxonomy places the organism in Eukaryota, Metazoa, Chordata, Actinopteri, Pleuronectiformes, Soleidae. Gene Ontology annotation, cellular component: membrane. The record is from RefSeq and is a predicted model, not a curated record. Bases 102 to 716 code for a protein of 204 amino acids.